AACCAGUCAUUCCCAAGAUGGCGGACGAACAAGAAGGGGAUGAGAUCAGUAGCGAAGACGACAUUGCUUCAAAGGUCACUGAAUAUUUAGACGAUGUCGUAGGAACCAACAUAUCAAGCUUGAACAAUGUUAAAACCUUAAUGGAGGACACUUURAAGAAAGAAAAGGAGCUUAAGAAACGACUUGAAGAUGCCAAACACAAAACCCCAAAGCAAGUUCAAGAGGCACUGGAUGAUGGCAAGACAAGCAAGGAGAGUAUCAAAAAUUUUCAAAACCAGAGGAAAGAUAUCUUAGCAACAUCUGAGAAGAAAAUAGAUAAAAUUAAACCAUUAGCUGAGCAUCUAUCACACCUGGCUGACCAGAUAGCGGACAUUGAACGAUUUAGAACUUACAUUAGUUGGAUUCAAAAGCUAGAAGCUGUGAGUGAUGGUAUUCAAGAAAACCUAGAGUCUGGUCUGUUAGGGUCRGCAGUCCACCAAUUCUCUAUUCUAGUAGCAAUUACUAACUCACUUGAAGGUUCAUCUUGUGAAAAUCUCAAAGCUUUCUCCCAAGAAAUGCAAUUCUACUGGAAAAAGGUUCUUUUGUCAAAACUUUCAAGUGAGUUUGAGGAAGUCACUAAGGCACUCAAAUGGCCUUUCACAUCCUUAUCAACAGCCCCACCUCUGUCAACUACUUCAGAAGUUUAUCAAAAACUAGAAAGAUUAUUUAUUUUGCUUUUGAAAUUACAAGAUUUCAAAAAAUAUGAGAUAAGUAAUCAAAGUAAAGACACAGUGAACGAAAUUCUCCUUCCAAUUGACUGGCUUUUAAAACCCUUACGGAAACGAUUCAAGUUUCAUUUUUAUGGCAAGAAACAAACAAAUAACUUAGCAAAGCCUGAGUGGUUUUUCACCCAAAUACUUAACUGGAUCAAGAGUCAUGCAGACUUCAUCCGGCACACUGUACAACCUAUCUUGGAAAAAGCAGAUGUUGGAUUCAUUGAUGCUAAGUGUGAGUUCAUCCGAGGCCUUCUCAAAGUUGCCAUGGAGAAGAUGGAGCACUCCACUACUCUCCUUCUWUCAGACGAUGCCUUAUUUUCACAUUUUAUUGAUGAAACACUUCUGUUUGACCAAGAAAUCCAUAACCUUUACGAAUACUCUGCCAGUGACCAUCAGUGCUUGACAGUACUKACCAAACCAGAAUGUCUGGAAAARUGGCUURAUUUGGAACAGAAAUAYGCUGAUGAGAACYUGAAGUCACUACUGACAUCUGCAACAGCCUGGAAAGGGAAGUACCAAGAUAUUGGUGGUGAAGUUGAUGAUACAAGGACACCAGAAUGUGCCGAAGGAGUUAUAACACURUUAACAGUAAUUACUGAUCGUUACAAGAAUUUGCCCAGCUGUGAGGACCAACUAAAGUUUGUUGAUGUCCAGCUCGAACUCCUGCAAGAAUUUACCAACCAACUGAACUUUAGGGCAGAGGAAAACUGCUCAAACCCRUUAGACAGGAUUUUUCUUUCUGUGUUGAAUGCUGCUUAUUUUGUUACAUACAUAUUAGAAGAUUGGUCUGAACAAGCGAUUUUCUUGGAACUCAAUGAUCAUAAAACAACUAGUAGCUUAAAUUCAACAAGAGAAGAAGCCACAACAGGAUUAUUUGAUGAACGAAUSAGUGAAUUUAAAGAAUUAAAGACCCAUAUGAUGGAUGUUAUUGUGAAAAAUGUCAUMGAUGAUUUCAAAACAAAAUGCAAUACAUAUAAAAAAGAAAGAUGGCACAGCCUUCCAUCACCAAAAGAGUUAGCUGUGAUGUCAUUAUCAUCAAGUGCAUGUGAUUGGUUGAUGUUUUUAAAAGACCGUCUUAAGAUUCUUGAAGAACAUCUAGCACGUGGUUUAUUCUCAGCAUUGUGGCAAAAUAUUGCCGAGGCUCUUAACAAAGUCAUCUAUCAGAAGGUUAUUCUUGAGUGUCAUUUCAAUGAAGGUGGUGCAGCACAAUUACAGUUUGACAUAACAAAGCACCUCUUCACCUUAUUUGGUGAAUACACUUCMAAGCCCGAGAACUAUUUUAAAGAGGUCAAAGAAUCCUGUAUACUGCUGAACCAGUUACCAGGCUCYGCCAUACUAAUCAUGGAGGCUUUGAACAACGCCCAGUCAUAUGACGAUGUCACACCACAGGAAACCCUGAAUGAACUGGGAGUUUACAGACUUACAUCUCAAGAGGCGUUACGCGUGUUAAAUCUUAGAAUAAAUUGGCGCAAAACGUAAAAGAAAUAAUAUAAAAAGUCUUUUAUUGAGAUUUUAUAGAAUGAAUUUAUUAUGAAAUUAUACAAAGACAACUGAAAUUGUAUAUCAAAAGCUAUAAUUAUACUAUGACRUCAUUGCAUUAUAUAACAUCAUGGAUGUAUGAUCCAAUCUGUGAAUGACUGAUACAGGAUAAGUGGUAGACAAAAUGUUAACAACAAUCCCACCUUGUGAGAAACAUUUCAAUUAGAAACUGAACAUUUUUUUAAAACUACCAUUGUAUAUAAUGAAUGAAUUUCAAAAGUUCUAAGUGCCAAAUCACCUAAUUUUAAAUACAGUUUCUGAAAACAGUACUUAUUCCUACGUUAUACAAGCAAACGUGAUAUAAACUCAAUAAAUAUUCAUAUUCUA
Molecule: messenger RNA, 2621 nt
Organism: Exaiptasia diaphana
Lineage: Eukaryota; Metazoa; Cnidaria; Anthozoa; Actiniaria; Aiptasiidae
Product: RAD50-interacting protein 1
Exons: 13
Coding region: 18-2234 (738 amino acids)
Biological process (GO): retrograde vesicle-mediated transport, Golgi to endoplasmic reticulum; regulation of ER to Golgi vesicle-mediated transport; endoplasmic reticulum to Golgi vesicle-mediated transport
Cellular component (GO): Dsl1/NZR complex
Source: RefSeq, a predicted model, not a curated record